GGGUUGCUGAGAGGGGCAUUUAAAAAGGGCAGAGAUUUGGAACUCAUUUCAGAAUUCUGGAACGGAGUGCAAUUCAGCCUUCCUGAUUCUUUUGCAGCAGUAAAAACAGCUCUGUGGGCAAAAUGGAAGUUUCUUUGGUGUUGUGCAGCCUCUAUAUUCUAAUGUUCCUAGAAGGGAGCCCGGUAGCGCAAGCCUGGAAAAAAGUACUAAAAAAUGAUGCAACUGAGUUAAUCCCAGAGUAUGGAGAGACAGGAUCCGAACGGCUGGAGCAGGCAAAUGCCAACAACAAUACGAUGAACCAGGCGAAGUACGGAGGCAGACACUGGGGACAAGAUCAGGAUGUCAGUGGCAUGUCUGAUUUCAGCUGUAGGGAGCUUCGGUCUACCCGCUAUGUCAAUGAUGGUUCCUGUCGCAGUGUAAAGCCUGUGAAGGAGCUGGUAUGUUCGGGUCAGUGCUUACCAUCCUAUAAUGCCAUCAGUCGGACCAAAUGGUGGAGGCACAGUAGAUCAGAUUACCGCUGUGUUCCAGCUCACACUCGUACACAACGUAUUCAGCUGGAGUGCCCAAACCAGGAAACAAGGACGUACAAAAUUCGAGUUGUGACCUCUUGCAAAUGCAAACGAUAUUCUCGCCAUCACAAUCAGUCAGAGAUGAAGGAGUUUGGAACGGCUCAACCAAGAAGCAACAAAAAUAAGUCCAGUAAUGCACGCAUCAGAGAUGCCACCAACACAUUUGAAAUGCAGAAUAUGUACUAGAAACUCUAUUAAUAUUUAAAGGACUCACACAACAGCACCUACUAAUGGCUAUUUUGCUUGAUGCAGGACAAGCCUGGCUUUUUAAAGCUAAAUUGACACACUCAUUUUAAAUGUGGCAUUCCUUGGCCAAUAUUUGGUGCUGGAAUGCCAUUCAGAUUUGUGUCAAAAACUAAACAUAGAAAUGAAAAAAAGCUGAGCCAAAUAUCUUGCAAGCUCUGUGGAACUGUUAGCAAGUAUUUGGAAUUAAUGACCUGAGUUUUAAAGAUUGUCAGUGUUCAGCAGGAAUGCAUAGUUGCAAAGCUACAAUUAUUUCAAGGGUACAAAGUCACACCUUAGCUAUGUACUGUUUUAAGAAACAUGAUGGGGGCCUUUUCAUGGCAAUAAACUUUUACCUAUUUAUCAGUGAUAACAUAAUUAAGUGACAUCUGAGAAUUGUCUACACAGCUAAACUUUUCUGAGCUUGAAGAGGAAAGACACUUUUCAGUUACUUUUGCAUUGUCUUAUAAGGUCAUUAAAAUGCAAAAUGGUUUUGAAGAAUGAAGGUGCCACAACUUAAAGGUAUAUGACAAAGCAAAUAGCAAUCACAUAGAUUCUGUAAUGAUGUACAGCUGAUGCACACGCACUGCGCGCGCGCACACACACACACACACACACACACACACACACACACACACACACACACACACACACACACACACAUACACACAUGCAUACAUACAGGCCUCAGUGACAAUAGAAUCACAUACUGCUUUAAUGGUAAAAACUGUACAGAAAACCCAGAAUGCAAUCCAAGUUAUAUCAAUCCUUUAUUUCAAUUCCAGAAUAAAAUGAAACAUUUUUCUUAGUAUGUCUCAUAGAAGUCUAUUAAUAGUACUUUAAUUUCUAAAUUUAGUCAGGCUGGAAGUCUAAACAUCAGUCUGGGAAUGUGUUAAAACAGUUAUGCAGCAUUUCCUUGUAAACAAUAAGAAUAUAGCUGUUCUGGGCAGAGCAUGCUUGGGGCAAACAUCAUAUAUUCUCCAUUUACACCGCUCUGUGGUUUAUUUAGACAGCAGGUUCAUAUCAGUGAAACUUUGUUGUACAGCAUGAAAACUUGGAGCUGUUAGUCACCAAUCUGCGGCUUAUCAUACAUUUCCCAGACGAGUGCCACAGUUAGAUGGCAUUUGUUUGCUCUUUUAAGACAUAUGUAAUUUUCUCUUUGAAGCCUUUUAAUGUCAUCAUGAAACAUCCAGUUUACAAUACAGUGACUGCUGCAAAUUUGAAGGCUUUUAAAAGAAACAAAAAGUUUAAAAAGAAGUAAAAUGCUAAUAUGAUAGUGAAAUUAUAGGUUAGACAAACUGACUUCUAGUGGAAGAAGCUAACAAAACAGAACAUAAAAAUAAACCUCUCAGCAUUAGCAAUUACACAUGGACAUAAGUGGGUCUGUGAUUGUCGUAGUUUCCUGGAGAGAGUGAUUUACGCUCAUUUAUGCCCUGGUAGGAAAUGUCAUACAAGAAAUAAAUACUGCGAGCAUGUUUGUAGUUGUAAAACAUAUACAGAGUAUGUGGAGUGUUUCUCCCAGGGCCUCCGCUGAAAAUGGGCUCUGUCCCAGUCGGACUUUCCUGUAAACAAAUGUUAAAUAAAUAAAAUAUAAAGCAAGCAGUCAGAUUCACUAAUGGGGUAUGCUACGUAUGUUCAAUGUACACAUAAUAUAAGAAGCCCCAAAAUGAAUGGAUUAAAACAUAACAUGUCAUUUUUUCCCAUAAGCGUAGCAUUACUUACAGUGUACUUUCCAGAAAUUAUUACACCUCCAGGCUGUUGUUAAGUGCUCAGCUACUAGAGUCAUGCCUGAUAAUACCCUGGCUGUAAGUGGAUAUCUGUUUAGCGCAUGCCCCAGCGUAUAUUAUUACUUACGCAUUGCACAUAAAUGUACAGUAUAAUAAAUAUUUCAAGCAAUUAAGUCCUUUUUAAUAACACUAAUAAACAUGAUAUUUAUUGGCAAACUAUACACACAAAGUUUAAUAAACAUUGCAAGGGCAGUUUGUGCAUUCAGAAGAAUGUAAAACAGAAAGCUGGGAGUAAAACCAUCAGCUGAAAAUAUCAGCCUUUGUUCAUAUGUUUUCCAAGACAGGCUGAACCUAUUUGCAUUUGAAAUUGCUUCUGAUGGAGUCAUUGCUUUGCUUUUCAUUUGCUUUAGUCUCAAUUUUAAGAUAUUUAACACAGGAGAAGAUAUUUCACCCUCACUGCAAGUGACAUAUUUAAUCAGAGGCCUACUUCCAAGGGCAAAUCAGAUGGGGAGAAAUGGAGCUGAUAAAACUAUCCUACAUUUCGUCAUUUUUUUCCACUAUAGUGACCUUGGGUAUCUGUUAACAGGUAGUCACAUGUGACUACCAAAGCAAUGGUGGAGGGCAGGUUGGCAUCAGUCAAAAUUGCCUUGUGUUAAGACGUGCAGAGGUCUGAGCACUUGAAGUUAUAAAGUGCUUACACUGCCAGUAUAAAGAAAUUGGAGAAGGGCAUAGAAUACAAAAGCUGGAAGUGUUCAUUAUGUAGGCAGUUACUUUCUGCUGCUCACUUCUUACCCUGUGUUAGAAAUAAAUUGGGCAUGUAUUGUCUGGGGUCUUAAUUCACCUAAUCCAAAUGCUGGAGAUAAAUAAAAGUUAAAAAAGAAUGUAUGCAAUUAGAGAACAGCAGAGUCAAAGUUUCUUUGACUGAGGAGUAGGUGGGAUCCCCCAAUCCCCCAACACCCCCACCCACCCAUUUGCUACCCUUAGCAGUCUGUGGUGCAAUGGGUUGUGCAUUUGCCUUUGGUGCUGGAAGAUUAAAAGGCUGUGGGUUCUAUUUCCACUCCAGGUGACUGGAUUGCUAGCACUGCAGUAAAACUUUAGGGGUGUGCUGCACUCCUGAGUCUGUCAUCCUUCAGAUCAGAUGCUAAACUGAGUUCCCAUCUACUUGAAGUGGUGGUAGCUCAGGUGUGUGUAAAAGAUCCCACAGCACCUACUGAAAAGAGCAGUGGAAGUUCCCUGAUGCUUCAGGUCUCUCCUUAAAAGAGGCUAUUAGCAUACUGGGACUAAUCCGCUUUACAAAGGACAAAGAAAAUUUAAAACAUAUGAAGUGCCUUGAGGACAGCAGUCAUAAUUAAUGAACUCUUGUAUUACUCUUAGUGAAAAAUUACUCACAGCCAUAACUCCAAAGGUAGGGAAACCAUUUAGGGACGAAGAACAUAUUCAGUCACCUGCUGUCAAAUAAUCUAAUUUACCAGAAAUCAUGUUAGCUAUUCACUUCAAAUCCAGUGCAAACAAAGGCAUCAAAUUUCGUUUGCAAUUAAAUGGUUUACUCAAACAUCAUAAAAUGGAAAUUUAAAAUUAAGUUAAUUCUUACUAGUUUAUGUAAGGCUAGGUGGUGAUACUAGAACAAUGUAGAACCUAUAGAGAUUGAUAUUUUGUAUCCCAGUAUAGCAAAUUAAAUCAGAAGAUGGACUGACAUUUUAAGAGAGGUACACUUCUUUGCCAAGAGUGUCAUGGCACAGAAGAAUUGUAAGUAAACGUACAGAGUACUGCAGAAACGUCUAAGAAAUAUCUGAACAACUGAUUUUGGGGACUCUGGUCCACUCUUUAUGUGAGGCAUUAGGGACCUUUGGAGUGUGGCCCCUGUGUGCAGUCUGUAUGUAAGUUAAGUUAUACUAUUUUAGAAUACAAUGCAAUAAGGAACAAUCAAUAUUUCUGUCACCUCAGGUAACAGAAUUAAUCUUCCUUAUAAGAAAAAAUAUUUCACAGAAUCAGUUUUCAUUUUGUUCUGACCAUCUAGAAACAUUAUUAUCGAUGUAAGGGCUAUAAUGCAUAUGUUACAGGUAUAGAUUCAUGCAUAGUUGUACUGUGUCUCAGUGGUUAAAACACAAUUAAUUAAAAUUGAAAUUGUGAGGACAUUUCACUCUGAAUUUGCCACAUCAGAGGAAAACCCCUUUUUCCCAUGCUGCAAAAACCUUAGAUUUAAUUACAUAAGAGAUGAGAGUAUAUUGGGUUAUCCACUGGACAGGGGCUGUAGGAACCUUUGCUCUACACAUACAAUAACUGUUUUAGUCUUUUUUAUUAGGUACCAUUUUGGCACUUGACUUUUGUGUUGCUGGUCAUUUGACUAUAAACCAUAUAGAAAUAUUAAAUGUGUUUUACAACUUGUAGAUUGUUAGUCAUGCACAUACAAUAAAGACAUUCCAUAGCCUUUGUAAGCACAUACAGACAUGAAGUCAUGUAGUUACUGGUGUAUGGCACAUUCAGAAUUUAGUCAGACAUGACAUACCUCACACAACUAUGGUUUAAUGCUUUAAUAACUUUGCAAAGUCUAAAGCCAAAAUCAGUAUUAAUAACCAGUAUAAAAUGACUAUGUUCCACCAUACAUUCUUGGAGGCUAAAAUGAAACCUUAUUAUUGUUUUUAUUAAGGAUAUAACAUUACUUAUCAUACCUAAUAAAAUUUGGGUAAAAAGUAUAAGCCAUAUUUUUACACCCCAGAAUACUUGCCAGUAACAUCUCAUAUCUUAUCAUUCAGUGUGUGUGUGUGUGUGUGUGGGGGGGGGGGGGGGGAGCUGCUUAAGAUAUGAAAAUGUGACAUUCAUUUAUUUAAUACAACCAUAAGUACGGAAAUGGAUGCUAUUGUUAAAAUAAUUAGUAAUGUAUUUAUUUUCUCAUUUAAGUUAUUUAUGAGAACAUUUUUGUAGAUGUCUAAAUAUUACUAAAGCCUAAA
This is a messenger RNA of Protopterus annectens (West African lungfish), 5466 nucleotides long. It is a transcript of the gene SOST, whose product is annotated as sclerostin. The transcript has 2 exons. The record is from RefSeq and is a predicted model, not a curated record. Bases 123 to 755 code for a protein of 210 amino acids. Gene Ontology annotation, molecular function: BMP binding. Gene Ontology annotation, biological process: negative regulation of BMP signaling pathway; negative regulation of Wnt signaling pathway; ossification. NCBI's taxonomy places the organism in Eukaryota, Metazoa, Chordata, Ceratodontiformes, Protopteridae.